AGUAGCAAAUGUUUAUAUACAGAGUGUGUAGGCUCGUGGGUGUGUGAUGGGUGCGUCCCGUCCCCGUCCUCUCUUCAUUGGUUAUUAUUGGACCUAACAGCCAAUUAUCUUACAUGUUCUUUGCUGCAGGCCGGUCCCGGAGGUUCCCCAGGUGACGGCAGCACACAAUACAAGGUCCGGCGAGGAGGAGUGAUGGGGCGGUGCUGAGACUCGCUCCCUGAGGUGGGUCUGGCUGCUAUUUCCGCUGCCUAUAAUAAGGUAUUUCAACAACGCUUUCAUCACGAGGGGAUAAGGCGGCAGUGUGGCGGCCUGGCAGACCUUCCCUGGGUGUGUGGGUAGAGUGCUUUGAGUCCCACCACCACCACCACCACCACCACCACCACCACCACCACCAGCAUGAGGUCCCCUUCCUCCAGUGCAGGCAUCACCAAGUCCUGGGUGGAGUUUAUGUUGACAGACUAUGAGAGCCGGAAGAUUCCUUCCACCACUGUCACUGUCAACAAAUUCACCAUCAAGAAUGCCACCAAGCCUGGGGAAAGCUUCAAUGCAGAGCUCAUUCUGCUGGACGUGGAGGCGUUGCUCAGCAGUGAUGGCCAGUCAGCUGACAUAAGGCAGAACAAGGAGUAUCACCUGGUGGUCAAGUUCCUGACCAAAGACCCUCUGACGUGUGAGGUGAUCAAACGGUGUGGCUACCACAUCAAGGAACUCAAGAUGUACUCGGAGGUGGUGAGGGAACUCAAUGAUUUCCAGGCCACUCAUGCUAGUGACAAGUACAGACUCUUCUUGCCUGAGUUCAUCUAUGGCAAGUGUACAGAAAAGGAGUACGUGCUGGUCAUGGAGAACGUGAAGGUGUUGGGUUACGAGACCAACCCCAAGCAGGAAGGCCUCAGCUUUGAGCACGCCAUGGUGGCUGUGGAUCACGUGGCACGCCUCCAUGCCGUCUCCUACUCCUAUGACAAGACACACAACUUCCUAGAGAAGUUCCCGUGCUUCCAGUUCAGCACCGCCAUUAGCACCUUCUUCAAGCCAGUGGUGUGGGCCUCCCUGGCCAAUGUGAUCACCUUCCUCAAGAGCCAGAAGAUGUAUGAAGACAUGGUGAAGAAGCUGGAGACGGGGCGCACCACACUGCCUGUCAAGUUUGCUGCGCUGUGGGACGACCAGACCAGGCACCGCUUCCUGGCCCUCACCCAUGGGGACUUCUGGAACAGCAACCUGAUGUACCGCCACGAUGAGAGUCACAACAUAGAGUCCCUCAAACUGAUUGACUGGCAGAUUGCACAGUGGAACAAUCCCGUGUUUGACCUCCACUAUCUGCUUAACACCUCCACCUCCUUUGAGAUGCGGAGGGACCAUGCAGAAGAGAUCCUGCGGCACUACCACACCACCUUCACCACUGCCACCAGCACCAUGGGCACACCCGUCCCCAACUGGAACUAUGAGCAGUUUAAGGCAGAGUUUGAGCGGACGUCCCUGGUGGGGUUCCUGAUGGGGAUGUGCCUGAUCCAGGGCACGCUGAGCAAAGCUGGGGAGAACAUCAACCGUGGGGGCUCGGCUUGCUGUCCCUCCUCCUGCUGGCUGACAGACAAGAUCAAGUCGGGCUUUGCCAAGGUGGUGGUGUCCCUGGCCUUCAAGCCAUCUUCCUCUUACAUCAUGCGUGCCAGCAUCAAAAAAGUUCUGAGUCCCAUUGGCCAGGAACUGGUGGAGGGCAGCAAUGAGUUGCUCAACAGCAGGCUGCUAGAUCUGCUGUUGGAGGCUGAUGAGAAGGGUGUGCUGGAUGUACUGAGUCUGUAGAAGGCACCAGCAGGUCAGGUGUGCCCAGCUGUCAUGGGCAGGUCAGACCCAUACAGGCACUGCAGGUAGGUCUUCACAGGUGCAAUAGGUAGGUCAUUUACAAUGGUGCCACAGGUAGAUCAGGUCUGUGGAGGCAGUACAUGUGAUCUUGGUCUGUCAGCACCACACAGGUCAGGUCUUCAGGGGACUCGACUGAUAGAUCAGGUUCACACGUGCAGUAGGUCAGGAGUAUAGGUGUUUACAGAGGCAUCAUGGGUAGAUAAUUUCCACAGAGAUGCCACAGGUAGGUAAUUUAUACAGAGGAAUCAUAGGUAGGUCAAGUUGACAGUGAUAGGUCAAGCUCACAUAGGCCCCACAGGUACCCCUGGCUACUUCCUGCUGGCCUCGGCUUCCAGUCUGUCUGUCUGCCUAGGAUAAUUACACAAGUUCAAAUGAAGCUUCUUGGCAAGGAAAGAUGACUAUUUUUGUACAUAAACUCCAUCCUUUAGGUGUGUGGGAAGACAGUGGUUGUGUAGACUUUUUUGUAAGGCAUCUUUGCUCUUUUUAAUGUGUUCAUCUGCUUCUCAGGCUUUUAGCUGUGGCUUUUCCUCACCUGGCCACUCUAAGUAAUAUUGAAAGAUGUUCUCUCUGGGGCAUAAUCAACUUUUAUGGUUUAAAAAGAAAGGUUUCAGCAUAUAUAGAGGAUAUUUUUGCUAGGUGGCUUAGUGAAUGGUUUCAAGUUAUUUAGUAAAGAAGUAAUAUUUGUGAUGACGUAAUAAUUGAAAUGAUGAUGACCACAGCAAUGUAGUAUUAAUUACAAUAGUAAUAACAACACUCACUGAAGUGCCUCAUUUGGGUUUUGUGAAGUCAUAUUUUUGUGCCUAGUGUAAGACAGUGUUGUGAUCUGGAUCCCGGGGCCUGCUUCACUCAACUAGAUACUGCGCCUCACACACCUCAUUCUUACUUUUUACAGUGUACUCUUUGUUGAAAUUUUACAAAUAUAUUCAAACAAUUUGUUUUAAGCAGGAAUAUUUUAUGUUGAGCUGGUGAUGUGUAUUAUGGACAGUGGGAGGCUUGUGCUGGUGUGCUGGCCUGGAGGGCAGUGAUGGUGGUGGUGAUGGGUGACAGCCCUACCAGCCAAUACCUUCACCAUUGGUUAUAUUUUAAAAAUUUGUUGUGUUCAAAUUACCAAAGGAAUGCCAGAUGACAAAUUGAGAAUUGUGUAGUAUUACUAGAUUUUUGAGAAUGUGAAUUUUAGGUAAUUUUAUACAUGAAUCAGUACAUGCAGAGUACUGGCACAUUCAGUGAGCUAGGGAGUGAUGAGUGUGGCAGCAUGACCACCCCUCACCCCGGACUGUGGUGGGUGUCGGCACAGACAACCAGGCUUGGGGAGAGGGCAAGGUGGUGGAUGCAUUCCUAUUUUCACAACCUUCCUGUAACUGCUGCUGAUGCUGCCACCGUGUCACAGUGACCUCUCAGUGUGCAGCGGUGACUCCUGGACUGAUGAUUCGUGGUGUUUUAUGCAAUAUUUCCUAUAGUGAGGGAGGCCUCUUGCAGGUAUCAUGGGAUAGUAACUUUUACUGUGUGUGUGUGUGUGUGUGUGUGUGUGUGUGUGUGUGUGUGUGUGUGUGUGUGUGUGUGUGUGUGUGUGUGUGUGUGUGUGUGUGUGUGUGUGUGUGUGCAUGCAUGCAUGCAUGCAUGUGUGCUACUCACCAGAAAGUGGGAAGGUUGAGUUGUCUCACAGUUGGAUUGUCACUCACCUUCCUCACCUUAAUGGGAAGUAACCAGAGCAUCUACACAGACUUCCAGAGUAUUGCAUAAUGUAGGAGAAAAAUGAAACCAAGCUAUGCUACUUAACAUUUUUUACUCCUAUGGCAAUUAUAUAUUUGUAACCAUGAUCAGAAAUGCAAUGUCCAUCAAGAUGGUGAGCUGCUGUGCAUGUCACCUAGCCUGAGGUGCUGACCCUCAUGCUGCACGCGUUUCCUCCGCUGUCUGGGUUGAAGCAGUGAUGGUCACCAGUGUUUCACUCACCUGGGUUGCUUCCUUGCUACAAAUUAACUUGUGAUGAAAGCACAGCACGGCACAGCAUGGCACAGCAGCGCCACACCUUUGAUGGAAGCUGGUAUGUGUUUAUGUGUCACACAGAUGUUCUCAGAUGCCUUCCUCAGAUGUUUGUUGCUAAAAUAUUUUCCUGUGUCAUAAGUAUGUAUGUAUUUGCUUUAUAUGUUUGUUGGAUGAGCUGUUCUCAUAAGCCAAAGGCACAAAGCUUAACUGAAGCACAAAGCAAAGUUUUAAAUGUCUAAGCACUGCAUUUUUCAAAUAAUCUAUUUUCCUAACUAACAUAAGGGUAUUGAUAUUCCUAUAGGCAAACUUGUAGUUUUCAUUCUUGUGACAUGCUAUUUAUGUGAUGCACUUUUGGGUCAAGCUUUACUAAGCAGCCUCCUGGUGAGUGUUGUUGUGCCUGUCAGUCGUGUCAUGUCACUGAGUGAUUGAUGGGUGUCAUACCACUAACCCUUUAGAAAGUGCCACCUCCUUGUCUGCUCUUCACCCACUUGUUGGGCCUCCUCACCUUGCUUACUGUUCAUUGUUUGUGUUUAAUGUUGAGUGUUAAGUGUGUGUGUGUGUGUGUGUGUGUGUGUGUGUGUGUGUGUGUGUGUGUGUGUGUGUGCAGAUGGACUGGUGCUGAUGUGGUAUGAGGUGGAUGGGGUGCUGAGUGCAUCUUGUAAGGCAGCAGUGGGAGGCAGCAUGGAGAGGCAGUGGUGUGCAUUGGCCCAGGCUGAACCAUGACAGUGUUGAGGGACUUGGGUGAUGAGUGUCUGGGCAUGAUGUAAGGUGUUGAAAUGGUACUGGUAAUGUGAAAGACUUGGUGUGUGUGUGUGUGUGUGUGCUGGUGUCCACAAACUAGUGAAGGAAGAAUAAUCACCAGUGCCUUACUGAGAGUUGCUUGCACGUAUAUUUAUGUAUGAACAAGUUGAGUCUAUGAUAUAUAUUAUGAUAUAUAUUCUAUGUGUUGUUAGAAAAAUAGAGUAUUUAAUAUAUUUGUAUAAUUUAUAGUUUACACUGUCAGAAAGGUGUUGGGUAUGUGUAUGUGUGUGUGCGUGUGUGUGUGUAUGUGUAUAUGUCUAUAUGAUGUGAUGCAGGUGGGUGAGGUUGCAAGUGUGUGGAUGAAGGAAGCACAGUAAUAUAUGAAUAAUUAUAUGUUCUUGUUCUGUUAUAAAGACUUCUUGUUGUUUGAUUAAUGCACUGAAGUGAUCUGUUAGCUUGCCACUGAGACGUGUGGGACAGAUGGGGCAGAGAAGGUGUGAGGAGUGCGUCUGCGUGUCUGGCAGGUGGAUGUGAAUUGACUGUGUUCAUAUGUCUUCACUGAUCAAUGUUUUAUUUGUCAUCCUGAGUCAUUGUAAUGUGAGGCAGGAUGUUACAGUGUUAACUAAUGGGGAUAUUAAGAAAGAAAAAAUUCUUGACUUGAGCAACUGCAAGAAACAGUUAUACAGGUGUGGAAUCAUGCAAGACUUAUUAUUAUUAUUAUUAUUAUUAUUAUUAUUAUUAUUAUUAUUAUUAUUAUUAUUAUUAUUAUUAUUAUUAUUAUUAUUGGUGUUGUUGAUGUUACUGCCAUUAUUGCCAUAUGUUACUGAUUGAUUUGUGUUCUGUGAGACAUGUACAAACAGGGCAACACUUCCAUGUGCAGAGUUAAUACAGCUCAGGAAGAUGGUUAGUGUGUGUGUGUGUGUUGAGGGAAUGAGUUGAAGUAAAGUAUUAGCAGUGUAUAAAGCACAAAGCAGUUUUGCCACUCUACAUAUUCAGCUCAGGAUUUUGUGUGAGAAAGAGAGAGAGAGAGAGAGAGAGAGAGAGAGAGAGAGAGAGAGAGAGAGAGAGAGAGAGAGAGAGAGAGACUAGUGCUAAAGCCGUUAUGUGCAGCUCAAAAAUGAAAGAGGUACAGAUAAAGGGAUGUAUUGAUAUUAUGAAUAGAAAACUUUGCAAGAAUGAAUAAGUGAGUGAACAAUGAUGAUUUAGAGAUACUUGAUUGAUUUUGUGUAUGAUAAAGGGCUGUGUGUGUGUGUGUGUGUGUGUGUGUGUGUGUGUGUGUGUGUGUGUGUGUGUGUGUGUGUGUGUGUGUGUGUGUGUGUGUGUGUGUGUGUGUGUGUGUGUUAAGACAGGUCUAUUGUGUCUUUUCUUUGUCUGAUGCUGAUUUUUCAUGCUGUUUUAUCUGCAUUUUAUAUUUUUAUAGUCUUUUAAUGUGUGUGUGUGUGUGUGUAUGUGUGUACACCAAAUUCCUAUACUUAGUACUACUUAACUUCAUGCUAUUUAACCUGAGUACCAGGUCUUAAGAAGUUGCCCUCUUCCUUGCAACCCAUAAAAAAAAGUGUACUUGAAAUCUUGGUUUUUCUUGAUCUAAAGAAAAGAAAACUAUGAAUUAAAAGUAAAAAAAUCAUGAUUGAAUUUCACAGCUGUAAGUUAGUGAAUUGUGGAGAGAGAGAGAGAGAGAGAGAGAGAGAGAGAGAGAGAGAGAGAGAGAGAGAGAGAGAGAGUAAACGUGGUAAUGAUGAAGCAUGAAAAUUAAUUGUCAGUAAUGGAAAAGUGACGAGAGAGUGAAGGUGGUGUCUGCCUUCGCUGUGCAAGUGGUAAUAAUAAAUGUGACUAUUGUA
Scylla paramamosain (green mud crab) is the source of this 6413-nucleotide messenger RNA. RefSeq lists its product as uncharacterized. The record is from RefSeq and is a predicted model, not a curated record. Bases 397 to 1791 code for a protein of 464 amino acids. The transcript has 3 exons. NCBI's taxonomy places the organism in Eukaryota, Metazoa, Arthropoda, Malacostraca, Decapoda, Portunidae.